Monoraphidium neglectum is the source of this 1269-nucleotide messenger RNA. RefSeq names its product glucose-1-phosphate adenylyltransferase. NCBI's taxonomy places the organism in Eukaryota, Viridiplantae, Chlorophyta, Chlorophyceae, Sphaeropleales, Selenastraceae. The transcript has 11 exons. The record is from RefSeq and is a predicted model, not a curated record. Gene Ontology annotation, biological process: glycogen biosynthetic process. Gene Ontology annotation, molecular function: glucose-1-phosphate adenylyltransferase activity. The coding region runs from base 1 to 1269 and encodes 422 amino acids.
AUGAUCCUGGGCGGCGGGCCCGGCAGCGAGCUGCGCCCGCUGACUGACACGCGCGCGGAGCCAGCCAUGCCGUUUGCGGGGCUGUUCCGGCUGAUAGACGUCCCCCUCAGCAACUGCAUCAACAGCGGCCUCAACCACAUCUACGUGCUGACUCAGUACAACGUCACCAGCCUCAACCGCCACCUGUCGCGCGCGUACUCAUUUGUCAACGGCAACCUGUUCACCCCGAGCCACGACGGCUUUGUGGACUGCCUCAACGCCACGCAGCGGCCCGGGCACGUCAAGCUGGACGCGUGGUACCAGGGCACGGCCGACGCGGUGCGCCACUACCUGGAGUACCUGGCGGGGCCACGACACGCGGCAGCGGAGGACGUGCUGAUCCUGGCGGGAGACCAGCUGUACCGCAUGGACUUUGCUGACCUCAUCAAUUACCACCGCUCCCGUGAUGCUGACAUCACCAUUGCAACCACCCCCGCUGACGAGGACCACGCGCUGCACCUCGGGAUCCUCGGGGUGGAUGAGGACAUGAAUGUGCAGCACUUUGAGGAGAAGCCCCCAGAGGCCACCCUGCACACCAUGUCCAUGGACACGUCAACCUGCUUCGGCCUGUGCGCCAGUGAUGCUGAAGAGAAGCCCUACGUGGCAUCCAUGGGCAUCUACGUGUUCAAGAAGAGGGUCCUGCUGGAGCUGCUGUCCCGCCAGUUUCCGGCCGCCGUCGACUUCAGCCGCGACAUCCUGCCUGCAGUGGUGGGGGAGCGCUCCAUCGCGGCCUACCCCCACGCCGGUUACUUUGAGGACACCCUGAAGCUGCGGCUGUUUGAGGGGGACCUGCCGAUGUACACAGAGCCGCGCACCCUGCCGCCCACCAAGAUCACCGACUCAACCAUUCAGGACACGCUGCUGGGUGAUGGGUCCCGCGUGGUCGGCUCCACCCUGAGGGGCUGCGUCAUCGGAUCAUGCACCUUCAUAGACCGCGGCUGCGACAUCCAGGACACCAUCGUGUUUAGUGCGGAUGAGGUACAGCCCGAAAGAGACCGCCGCGCCAAGCUGGCUGCCGGCGCCGUCCCCCUCGGCAUCGGCGCCGGCAGCCAGGUGCGGCGCGCCAUCCUCGACAGGAACGUCAGGGUGGGGCGCCGCGCCCGCCUUCUCAACGCCGCGGGCGUGCGCGAGGGUGGGGGGCGGUCAGCGCUGCCGCGCGGGGUGGUCAUCCGGGAGGGCAUCAUCUGCGUCGCGAAGAACGCCGUCCUGCCCGACGACACGGCGGUGUGA